Molecule: messenger RNA, 985 nt
Organism: Chinchilla lanigera (long-tailed chinchilla)
Lineage: Eukaryota; Metazoa; Chordata; Mammalia; Rodentia; Chinchillidae
Gene: Cimap1b
Product: outer dense fiber of sperm tails 3B
Exons: 7
Coding region: 165-926 (253 amino acids)
Cellular component (GO): cytoskeleton
Source: RefSeq, a predicted model, not a curated record
GUUGCCUGGAAGCAGCUGGGGACACAAUGGGGCUUGGGCGGGAGUAGGGUGAGGUGUCCAGCUACCCUAUUUUGUCCUCCGAGCCAGCAGCGCCCGGGAUACGCGGCCUCGCGGAUCCGGUUGCAGAGCCACCGCGUCCCGGCCUUAGGUGCAGCCCCCACGCUAUGGGCUCCGAGGUCUGGGUCGGGCCUUGGCGGCCUCACCGGCCCCGCGGCCCCAUCGCGGCGCUGUACAGCGGCCCGGGGCCCAAAUACAAGCUGCCGCCCAACACCGGCUACCUCCUGCACGACCCCUCCCGGCAGCGCGCUCCCGCCUACACCUUCGGCAUGCGCCUCCCGGAGCGGCAGACGACCUGCGGGCCCGGGCCAGGCUACCUGGUGCCGCCCCGCAUGACCGCGCGCGGCUCCGAAGGCUGCCCUGCCUACUCCAUCCAGGGCCGCCUGCGAGCCUCGCCGCCCUUCCGCACUCCUGGACCGGGCAGGUACUUCCCGGAACGCUCGGGGAACGCCACCUACCCCAGCGCGCCUCGCCACAGCAUCGCAUCCCGGAACUGGGGCGUCCAAGGCUGGCACCAGACCCCAGGUCCCGGGGCCUACACAGUGCCCUCGCUCCUGGGCCCGAGCGUCGUCGGCAAGGUCUCGGCGCCCACCUACUCCAUCUACGGCCGCAGCUCGGUGGGCAGCUGCUUCGAGGACCUCAGCAAGAGCCCGGGCCCCUGCGCCUACCACGUGGUGAACCCCGGGGUCUACAAGACCCGCGCGCCCCAGUUCACGAUGCAGGCGCGGACUUUUCUCCCCCAGGACAACACGCUCAAGCCGGGGCCUGCGGCCUACAACGUGAACAAGCACCAGAAACCCCGUGGCUGGAGCUUCGGAAUCCGGCACUCGGACUACCUGGCCCGGAUGGUGACCGACCCGAACAAGUGACCCGAGGGGCGGGCCGGGCGCUGCCUGCAGCCCUUCACUUAAAGUUUCCGGCUGACCCA